AUGGUCAAGUGGCAGAGCGACAGGAAUCGCGGCAAGAGAGCAGCGCGCCGGCCCAUCACCGCCUGCCAGACCUGCCGUGCCUCAAAGGUCAAGUGCGACGGGAGACAGCGCUGCAGCCACUGCACGUUACGGGGCGUCGCCUGCAUCUACGCCUAUCCAAGGAGUAGUACAUCGACCAGGCCGAGCAGUGAUGUUCGAAGAGGUGGCCAUGCUGCCUGCAACGAAGACACGACUAUGGGGGAUGAGUUUUUGGGUGAAUGGUCGCCGCUGCCGCCGACUUCAACCACGGUGACUGCGGUGGCAGAGAUGCACAGAGUGAUGGGCCCGUCCAGCGACGACAGCCUUGCUCUUCUUAUCCGGAACGCUUGUAUAGACAACGGACAGGCAGGGACAGCACAUCAUGACGCUGACAACGCUGGUGUCUUCUCUUCUGAAAUGUGCACUGGUUUGGCUGCUGUGGAAGCAGGCGCCGUCUACGAUGCGCGAGGAUACGAGCUGAUGACACUGCCCCCUCAACUCUCCGACUCCAUCGGCUCAACUGCCCCGGUGGUCAAUCCCGAGUACCACGACAUGAACAAUAGCGCCUACCUACAAAAUGUAAUCAUCGACUCCGAGAGGACGCUGUUCAACUCGAUGGCCAUUGCGGACCAAUACGCGAGCCCCGGCCAAUGA
Messenger RNA from Cordyceps fumosorosea ARSEF 2679, 672 nucleotides. Its product is annotated as Fungal transcriptional regulatory protein. The record is from RefSeq and is a predicted model, not a curated record. Gene Ontology annotation, molecular function: DNA-binding transcription factor activity, RNA polymerase II-specific; zinc ion binding. NCBI's taxonomy places the organism in Eukaryota, Fungi, Ascomycota, Sordariomycetes, Hypocreales, Cordycipitaceae. The transcript has a single exon. Gene Ontology annotation, biological process: regulation of DNA-templated transcription. Bases 1 to 672 code for a protein of 223 amino acids.